Solanum stenotomum is the source of this 624-nucleotide messenger RNA. Its product is annotated as leucine-rich repeat extensin-like protein 3. The record is from RefSeq and is a predicted model, not a curated record. The transcript has 2 exons. Bases 1 to 624 code for a protein of 207 amino acids. NCBI's taxonomy places the organism in Eukaryota, Viridiplantae, Streptophyta, Magnoliopsida, Solanales, Solanaceae.
AUGCCACCACUUUUAGGUGAUUUGGUGAAUUUGGAGCAAUUGAAUGUGGCACAUAAUAUGCUUUCUAGAACAAUUCCAAAAAGUAUUUGUCAGCUUCCUAAGCUUCAGAAUUUUACAUAUACUUAUAAUUUCUUCACGGGUGAACCGCCGGUGUAUUUGGGGUUGCCAGAGUUUCAUGAUGAACGGAAUUGUUUGCCCAAAAUACCGGUGCAACGGUCUCCGGGACAGUAUAAGGCGUUUUUGUCUAAAAAAAUUCAUUGUAGUGCUUUUAGGUGUCAUAAAUUUGUUCCUGUUUUGCCAUCUCCACCACCACUUUCACCGCCGUUGCCUGCCCCUCCUUCGCCUGUUGUGGUGCCUAUUUUUCCUCCUCCGCCACCUGUUUAUUCACCUCCGCCACCAAUUUAUACUCCUCCUUCACCUUCACCACCACCUCCUCCACCUCCAAUUUAUUCACCACCGCCACCACCACCCUUUCCACCUCCUUCACCACCAGUCUAUUCACUGCCACUACCAACUCCAUCUCCUCCUCCACCACUACCACCAUCACCUCCACCACCUAGACUGGGGGCUUGGAUUGAGGUCUUGAAAAGCGUGAAACGCAGUAAGGACAUUGAUAAACUAUAA